This is a messenger RNA of Apus apus (common swift), 1704 nucleotides long. It is a transcript of the gene PRPF18, whose product is annotated as pre-mRNA processing factor 18. The transcript has 12 exons. The record is from RefSeq and is a predicted model, not a curated record. Lineage: Eukaryota; Metazoa; Chordata; Aves; Apodiformes; Apodidae. Gene Ontology annotation, biological process: RNA splicing; generation of catalytic spliceosome for second transesterification step. Bases 247 to 1101 code for a protein of 284 amino acids. Gene Ontology annotation, cellular component: U4/U6 x U5 tri-snRNP complex; U5 snRNP; U2-type post-spliceosomal complex.
CCGCCAUGGAGAUCCUGAAGAGGGAGAUCAGCCGCAAGCGGCAGCAGCUGGAGGAGAAGGAGCUCGUGGGGCCAUCUCUGUGAGAGGAUGUAGCUGAAUUCUCCAAACCAAGGAAAUAAGAAGUAUUUCAAACGCAGUGAGUUAGCUAAAAAAGAGGAGGAGGCCUACUUCCAGAGAUGUGGCUACAAGCCUGUAAAUGAGAAGCCACCUGGAGAGGUACAGCAGCAAGAGGAGGAGGAGAAACCAAUGACUUCAUCAAAUCCAGUGCUGGAGCUUGAACUGGCAGAAGAAAAGUUACCAAUGACUCUUUCCAGACAGGAGGUUAUCAGGAGGUUACGAGAGAGGGGUGAGCCCAUCAGGCUGUUUGGAGAAACAGAUUAUGAUGCAUUUCAACGUCUGAGGAAGAUAGAAAUUCUGGCACCUGAAGUGAACAAGGGCCUGAGAAAUGACCUGAAGGCAGCUUUAGAUAAGAUUGACCAGCAGUAUCUGAAUGAAAUUGUAGGAGGCCAAGAAGCAGGAGAUGAUGACUCACAGAAUGACCUGAAAGUCCAUGAGGAGAAUACUACUAUUGAAGAACUAGAAGCUUUGGGAGAAUCCUUAGGAAGGGGUGAUGAUCACUAUGAUAUGGACAUCAUAACAAAGUUCUUGAAGUUUCUUCUUGGAGUCUGGGCUAAGGAGCUGAAUGCCAGAGAAGACUAUGUGAAACGGGGAGUCCAGGGGAAGCUGAACAGUGCCACUCAGAAGCAGACAGAAUCGUACCUGAGGCCACUCUUCAGGAAACUUCGGAAAAGGACGCUUCCUGCAGACAUCAAAGAAUCAAUAACAGAUAUUAUUAAAUUCAUGUUGCAAAGAGAAUAUGUCAAGGCAAAUGAUGCCUACCUUCAGAUGGCAAUUGGGAAUGCUCCCUGGCCUAUUGGGGUCACUAUGGUUGGCAUCCACGCUCGGACGGGGCGUGAAAAGAUCUUCUCCAAGCACGUGGCCCACGUCCUCAAUGAUGAGACUCAGAGGAAGUACAUUCAGGGGCUGAAGAGGCUCAUGACCAUUUGCCAGAAGCACUUCCCCACAGACCCAUCGAAAUGUGUGGAGUACAACGCGUUGUGAGGCUCUGCAGCAGCCAGAGCUGCCUCAUCUUUUGAUCUCCAGGACCCUGGGAGGACUGAAGACAAGAGUUUGUGCUUUAAUACUCACAGGAACCUAGGGUGGGCUUUGGGAAAAAAGCAUAAAGCAGCAGAUUUUCUACAGCUUCCCUUUACAAGCCCCAUUUCUUCAGAUUUAUUUUAAAAUCUGUGCUUCAUGCUGAACACAGCAGAGGGGGGUGGGGUCUAGAGGGGAAGUGUGACCAGGACAAUGACCAAGAGACAAUGAACAUGUCCCAUGCUUUUAUUUCAGUUUGUUAUUCAGGGAACCAUACAGCCUGAACUGUUUCCCAGAUCUUAGAGCUUUAGAGGAGAUUCAGCCCUGCAAGGAACGUGUGUGGAGUUUUUUUGGCUCCUUUCCCAUUGGAGACUGAUGUGGGGAGAUGAUUAGAGGGAAGCAGUUGAAUCUGAAUCUUGGUUAUUUCUGUAAAUAUGAAGACUUUAAUGGCUAAUCUUUCAUGUGGUAUUUAUCAGGAGGGGAAAAAAAAAAAAAGAAAAAGAAAAGGUUUAUAUAUUUCUCAGCUGAAAAAUACAGCCAGUCUUGGUGCAAAGAGUUUUUGAUCUUGAA